GGAUCAGUGUACUCUAAUGAACGUAACUAGAAUUUCUUACCGUAAAGUUACUCAUGAGUUGCAUUUUUUCUGCCAUCACUCAAGGCCGUUAAGACAAGGAGCUUAACAAUACACACAGUUAAUCGUGAAAAUCUACAAGAAAUAAGAUGCAAGGCUAUGCUUCUUAUACUGGAGGCCCAGUUGGGUUUGGUGAUCCUAACAGUAAGUAUAUUUCGAGUACAGAACGCAGCAACGUAAUUUCAAAAUUUGUACAAGAGAAACUUAUUAGUGAAUUAUGUGUAGAAGAGUGGAAGGAUUGGCGAAAGUGCAUACGUGGAAAACGAGGCGAGUGGUUCGGUACCUGGAAAUGCAAACCUAAAUAUCAGAUAUUUGAACAGUGUCAGAUGAGGUACCUUCUAGACCUAGAUGAACUUAAAAAAUUUGAAGAGGAAUACUUAAGUAUGCGUAGUGAAUAUCGGAAAACUGGUGUGGGUCGCGCUUUCAUGACGAAAGAACGAAUACAAGAACUGUGCGAGUUGUAAAUGCCCCCUUUUAUAACUGUAGCACACUCCAGUUCAUAAAUAUAUAUAUAACUAUGAU
Molecule: messenger RNA, 579 nt
Organism: Schistosoma guineensis
Lineage: Eukaryota; Metazoa; Platyhelminthes; Trematoda; Strigeidida; Schistosomatidae
Source: the annotation of a GenBank genome assembly